This is a messenger RNA of Theileria annulata, 615 nucleotides long. RefSeq lists its product as uncharacterized. Lineage: Eukaryota; Apicomplexa; Aconoidasida; Piroplasmida; Theileriidae. The transcript is spliced from 5 exons. The record is from RefSeq and is a predicted model, not a curated record. Gene Ontology annotation, molecular function: translation initiation factor activity. The coding region runs from base 1 to 615 and encodes 204 amino acids. Gene Ontology annotation, cellular component: cytoplasm; eukaryotic translation initiation factor 3 complex.
AUGGGCGACGACCUGGACUACUGGGAGUCUUACAAAGAUUCCGACGACGAUGUUAAUGCUUCUGAAAAUGAUAAUAAUCUAGACGAAUUAUCAGACCGAUUAAAAUCCCAGAAGUUAAGUGAAGAUUCUGAUCUUCAUUUUACUAACGAUUUAUUUGCCGGCUAUAGCAAGGUUAAGGAAGAAUCAUCGGAUAACUUAUUCUCAUCCAAUCUAAAGCAGAUAGGUAAUUUUCAACGGUUUAUUUACACAUAUUUAGCACUUGCUGAUCCUUAUUCUCAAAUUGAGCUCAAAUGUUUAAAAGACUGUGAAACUCUUUCUAAAAAACUUUCACAAAAAAUUGAAACCAGCCCAGCCAAAAGUGCAGUUUGGCUUCAGUUUUUGGACAUUCUUUUGCAAUCUUGCGAAAAGAAGAUGGAACUCAAGGACUUACAAACUUUAAAACGCAAAGUUGAGAACUUUAUCAAGAAUAAAGAAAACGCUCAUCGGGACAAAUCUCUGAAUAAAAAGAAGCCCAAUGACGUUGGAACAAGUAAAAACUACCAGGACGAGCUGGACAUGCUUUACGGCGAACUUAGCGACACUGACGAAGUUAGUUUUUUUAUGGUACAAAAUUAA